This is a messenger RNA of Trichoderma atroviride IMI 206040, 1869 nucleotides long. RefSeq lists its product as uncharacterized. The record is from RefSeq and is a predicted model, not a curated record. Lineage: Eukaryota; Fungi; Ascomycota; Sordariomycetes; Hypocreales; Hypocreaceae.
AUGGGCUGCCUACACUUUUUCUCUCCCUCACGUGCUUACAGAUACACUCCCUUGCCCGACAACAAGACGAUUAGGGUAUUAACGCUAUACGGCGGAAAUCCCAAGGACCCGCUUCGGGGUCAGCUCGAACUAGUUGCCGUUGAUGCUGCGGGGGAUUAUGAGCCUCUAUCAUAUGUCUGGGGCGAUGAUACGCUCACGCACGAAAUAUUUCUGCCCACUGCGCGGCUCAAACUUACAGCCAGCCUGUACCAUGCCCUGAGACGACUCAGACCGCGGGUCGGGUUCCGUCGCGUAUGGGCCGAUCAGGUGUGCAUCGAUCAGCGCAAUGAAGAAGAAAGAUCGCAGCAGGUGCAGUUCAUGAAUUUGAUCUACAGAAAUGGCACCCACGUACAGGUCUGGCUUGGUCUCGAUGAUCAAGGUUCGGCGAAAGAGGCCUUCGCCUUUGUACGAAGGCUAGCUAGGAUUCUCGUCAACAAUAAAAAAGACACUGCCUUGACUACCAUAAACAGCUUGUCAGAACAGCCAGCUGAGUACUGGGUGCCUCUUAAACACAUAACAGCUCUCCCAUGGUUCCGACGGGGCUGGAUCGUUCAAGAAAUUGGCACCAGGAGUUCCGCAACCCUGCUUUGGGGAGAAGAAGAGAUUGUAUGGGAUAUACUGCAUGACGCGUGUGAAGAACUUGCAGAAUACCACCACAUGAGAACAAAGCUCAAGGUGGCAACGUCAGAAAUCAAGUACCUCUAUCGCCGCUUCGUCGAGCCCGAGACACCCAGUCGGCACGACAAUCGGUUCAGCUUCAUUUACGAACUCCAUCGAGCGGGACACAUGAAUGUCACGGAUCCCCGAGAUCGGGUAUUUGCCAUGCUUGGCCACUACUCCAUCCGCAAGGGCCAUAACAGCCAGUUGAAAGAGUUGGAAGCCGACUAUAGUAAAUCGGUUGAGGAAGUCUAUGCCGAUGUUGCCAAAAGGGCGCUCAUCGGAGAUGCUGAGUCUCUCAUUACUCUAGCGGCCGUCCAGCACACUAGACUCCCCUCCUCAGCCGAAACUUCACGGAAGCGACAGGCGAAGCUGCCAUCGUGGGUACCAGACUGGAGAGCUCGCCACGGACACAUAAUGUCAGAGCCCACUACUCCUCACCGUGCCAGCGGCUCAAAGAAACCGGAUCUGAGCAUCAGCCCAUCAGCUCCAAAUGUGCUUAGCAUUCAUGGCAUAAGAAUCGACUCGAUUGAGGACUGCUCUGAUCCGCUGGAAAAGGGGGCGUUUCAUGAGAGGAAAGGCGAUGAGGAAAACUCCACCACGCGGCCCGCCGUCGAGUCUCUUUGGACGGACAUUUGUGGAAACACAAACGGCUUUCGUCUCAGCGACAAGUACGCCGACGGAGAAGAAAGCAGCUUCUUUGCCUAUGCCCAAACGCUGAGCAACGGCUGCAUGGCCAUUUACUGGCAGAACCACGCCACCGAGAGCUACGGUGCCGUGCCUAUUGAGACAUGGCUUGCACAUGCCGCUGCCUAUCUCGCCAGAACCGUCGAUAACGCGGCCAUCUCUCCCGAGCUCUGCUGUCUGGCUGAAAAGGGAGACACGCAGAAGUGGAGUCGUGCGGCGACUGGUGCAUCAACAAAUCGAAGGUUUGCCCGGACAACUAGGGGGUACUAUGUAAUGGGACCGCAGGCCAUGGAGAAGGGCGACAUUAUCUGCGUGCUAUUUGGAGGGAAGCUGCCGUUUUGUCUCCGUCCCUGUCUGGGCUCUCAGUAUUAUUUGCUUGUUGGGGAGUGUUACAUACACGGGUUCAUGAAUGGGGAGAGCGUAGAUAUGCUGGACGGAGGAGGCUUUUGCGAGUCUGUCUUUGAAGUUGUUUGACAGAACGCCGAG